GUUAAGAAAAAUUAGGAAAAUGGAGGAGUUUAGAGAAGCUGGGUUACGGGCUUCUGACUGGAGGUGAAAACCUUUCAAGAGAAAAUUUGAUAUCAAAAUGAGAAGCGAUGAAACUAAUAAAAACUUAACAAGAUUACCAAACCUCACCUUAGCCAAGUCAGGCACUAGUAGUAUUUCUCACGAUGGAGCAAAUUUUUUAUCUCAGACAAGCUCUUCUACUCUCGCCUAUCGUUAUAAACCAAUUAACAAGAAGAGAAAGAGUUUAAGCACAACUGUUUCAUUUUACAAACUAAAGAGGAAAACUAGACAUUCCUAGCAGUUACAGGUCUGUAAAUAAUAUCCCAACAGUGAAAAGGAGUACAUCUUUGGAUACACCAAUAAAUUGCUCUACAAAUAAAGGUAAACAGAUGUACCGAUCCAAGCCGUUGACUGUGAUUAACUCCCGACAUCAGCUGCUGGAAGUUUCUGAUGGGAAUAGGGAUCACAUGGCAUUGACAAAAUAUAGUAACAUGAUGAGCUCUUCAAUGAAAUUUUCAACAAAAAUACAUUCUGUAGGAAGCCUCAAGACUAUAAUUAAAAGAGCAAAUUUUAUGCCGAUGAAGAACAAACAGAUCCAGAUCCGAGUGAGUAAAAAUUCCUGACAGAAGAAUAGGAAACUGUUCUGAGGUUUGAGGGAAUGAAC
Moneuplotes crassus is the source of this 682-nucleotide messenger RNA. NCBI's taxonomy places the organism in Eukaryota, Ciliophora, Spirotrichea, Euplotida, Euplotidae. The record is from the annotation of a GenBank genome assembly.